AGAGAUGAUUUGAGAAACAACAGCAUGAAAAGUGAAAAAGUGGCGCAUGAAAUGUAAGCGUGGUGAAGCUGGUUUGUGAUGGUGCUGAAAAUGAGAAAGUGGUGAUCUAGAAGAACAACACAGAUGAAGGAUGGAAUAUGAGUAUUCUGCUUUCAGGAGGGAAGCUGAUACACACAAUACUUGUUGUGGUGGUUUAGUGUGGUGUAUUAAGGAUAUUUGUGGUAUCAUUUGUGCAAUUCUGACAUGGCUACUGAUACUUUAUGCCGAGUUUGUUGUUGUGAUGGUCAUUAUGGUUCCAAGUCCAUACCCUCUGUACAGCACAGUCAAUAUGAUUAUAUUUCAGACUUUUGCAUUCUUGGCCUUUGCUUCUCAUCUGAGAGCAAUGUUUACAGACCCAGGUGCAGUUCCAAAAGGAAAUGCCACAAAAGAGAUGAUCCAGCAAAUGGGUUUUCGAGAAGGUCAGGUUAUAUUCAAGUGCCCCAAGUGCUGUAGCAUCAAGCCAGAAAGAGCACAUCAUUGCUCUGUUUGCCAAAGAUGUAUUAGGAAGAUGGAUCACCAUUGUCCAUGGGUCAAUAACUGUGUUGGUGAAAACAAUCAAAAGUAUUUUGUGUUGUUUACGUUUUACAUUGCAGCAAUAUCGGUGCAUGCACUGUUCCUGUCAAUCAACCAGUUCAUCAUAUGUGUUCGCCAUGAGUGGAAGGACUGUUCUACUUACUCGCCUCCUGCCACUGUAGUUCUGCUGCUCUUCCUGGUCUUUGAAGCUCUUCUGUUUGCCAUAUUUACCGCUGUGAUGUUGGGAACACAGUUGCAAGCCAUCUGGAAUGAUGAAACGGGAAUUGAGCAACUGAAAAAGGAAGAGGCACGAUGGGUGAAGAAGUCGCGGUGGAAGAGCAUACAGGCAGUCUUUGGACGAUUUUCACUCGCCUGGUUCUCUCCAUUUACAAGGCCACCUUCUAAAUCAAAAGUUGAGAGCUACCUAUAUUCAGUCUGAAGCCCAAAGUCAGUGAGGUUACCUUGUCUUUUAAGCAACUAAUGACUUUUACAUUUUAAUCUGUGUAUACACAUGGCUGAAAGUUUAUAUUAAGAAUUCAUUGCAAAAAUUUUUAUGAGCUUUUCCAGACACCUGUAGUUUACCUGCUGUAAAGGCUCAGUGUUUUUUUCCUCUUGCCUAUUGAGCAAGAUUAUUGUAAGGAGUGACAUAAAACUGUGGUUGUUGUUCUCACUGAAAAAUAAUGUACUUUCAUUUCACAGUGACUUUUUGAUAACAUUACUGUUUUGGUGCUAAGAUCACAUUUGUACCCUUGUUCUCAUUGCCGCUGGUAUUGAAUACCUAAUGUCAGUAUGUAACUUUGGUCAUACUAGCCUACUCAUCUCCCCUCUUCUGCCUAUUGAAUGUGUAUCAUAGCAUCUGUCAUUUUGACUGUGCAGAGUAUAAUAAUUUCUAUAUGUCUUGUGCACUGGGAGCACCUUCGAUUGUAAUUUAAAAAGUGGAAAAUAACUAUCCCAAAUUAAACUAUGAAAUAUAGUUGAUAGAAAAGAGGUCUAACCAUGUUAGAUAGCUAUGUUUAAGCUGACAAAAUAUCAGUUGUGUGCAGAGUUUGCCCUAUAAACUUUUUUGAUCCACAAGUCGAAAGUAACUAAGUAAAUGUUACUUGUAAUCAUUUUUGGAUAACCCAGUGUACAGUGAUCCAUAUCUUGAAAUUGACUUCUGCAGAAUUUGAAUGAUUUCAGCAUGCCAUACUAUCAUGUAUUUACACACAGUGUGUGGGCUAAAUUACAAUCAGACUGCAAACAGUGAAAUAAGAUAGAAUACAAAAAGAGUAAAAAAACAACUUCUGUUUGUCUAGUUCCUACAUUAUUUAUUAUAUUGUGUUCUCUGUCAUGACAUUCCUGUCCCAGUGCGGUACAAAUCAAUGUUAUGGUAAAUACUUCUUUCAUAUCAUGAAUUUGUUGGAUUUGCCAUGUUUGUUCAGAAAUGGUUUGAACUACUGUGACAUGUUCCUGUAGUGGCCAUAUAUUUCUCAAAGCUGGCUUAUUGUAUGUAAGCACUCCUCAGAAAACAAAACGUACUCUUUCAUAAAACCAUCACAGUUUAUUGAAUUCCUUAGCCAUAUAUUUUUUAUCAUUUGUUAUAAUUGUAUACAAAGAAGACAUAGUCUUUAUUGCUGUCAUUGUGAAGGUGGCAGUAAAUAGUUUAGAACACAUCAAUAGUAUUACCUACUGACAGCAUAAUUCUCUAAACAGUGUAUAAUAUAUAUUUCCUAUUUUUGUACAGUUGUAUAUACUAAUUCUGUUAAAUAGCAAUGCUUUUUGUAUCCAACAAAGAAAAUUGGUAAAUGGCAUGACUGUGAUUUCCUCAUCUGUUUUAUUUGUUUUAUAUUAUAUGUUGAAUAAAUAUUGCCAACAAAUGUCA
Molecule: messenger RNA, 2413 nt
Organism: Schistocerca gregaria
Lineage: Eukaryota; Metazoa; Arthropoda; Insecta; Orthoptera; Acrididae
Product: palmitoyltransferase ZDHHC3-like
Exons: 7
Coding region: 131-991 (286 amino acids)
Biological process (GO): protein targeting to membrane; peptidyl-L-cysteine S-palmitoylation
Cellular component (GO): Golgi apparatus; endoplasmic reticulum
Molecular function (GO): protein-cysteine S-palmitoyltransferase activity
Source: RefSeq, a predicted model, not a curated record